AUGGGUACAUUGAAAACCAUUUUGAAUAAAUUAGCCGGAGGAUCAAAGUCUCUUUACGAAUAUGAAACAUACAAAUACGACGAGAUCGAUUCCAAGUGGAUUAUUUAUCAAGAUCAAUUACAAUAUUUACAUAACAAAAGUAUCCUUGGCGAGUCUCUUUUUAAAACAAUUCAUGUUGUCUUAGCUCAAGUGCCCAUUCAACAUCUCAAUGAUAUCAUCAAUCAGAAAACAAAGAUAAUUGAGCGAUGUCGGAGAGUGAUUACACCGAUACCUACGUGUUUCUUAUUCGAAUUGCAGUUGAAUGAUAGAGAAGAAUCAGUGAUCUUCGGUGCAAAAGACGAUCAGACACGAAAAGUUUGGAUAAGUCAAUUGAAAAACGUUCUAUCUCAAUCGAAUACCAAAACUAAAGAUCAAGAGCCUUAUUUAACACCAACACCUUUGAUUGAAUCUGAUGUAAAACCAUCAGUUCCUCUAACAUCAAGUAUACAACCCUGGUAUCGACCGUUCGAACGUGUAAGUGACAAUCACUCGAGGAAUAUCUUAUUAACAAGAGAUUAUUUUAGUUUAACAAGCAAUUCUCAUCAUGUCGAUCAAAAUGCCGGACAUCUAAAAACGGAAUCUAAUUCCGAACCACCCGUAAAUAAUAAACAAGAAAAUUCUAUUCUCUCCACGAGAAUUUUCAUCUUUCAGGGUAUUCUAUGGAAUGAAAUUUUCUAUUCGAACGAUAAAGACGAUUAUAUCGACGUUUUAACAAGAACGGGUCAAUCUGGUGUGUUUCUUAUUCGACCACAAUCCAAAAAGAUCAGAUCAAAUGAUCACGAUUAUACAUUAUGUUUAUAUCACAAAUUACUUGGCAUCCGCAGUUUCCCCAUUUAUGAAAUCAAAUCACGAGAAGCUGAAUAUAGUUUAGCGAGAAAAGGUCGCGAAACUUUCGCGGAUAUGCUUCAACUCUGUCAAUAUUACAUGCGAAAUCCAUUGCCAAUGUUGACUAAAGAUAUUUUUUUAACUAAACCUUAUAAACAUUGUGAACAUAGACAUUGA
Messenger RNA from Adineta ricciae, 1041 nucleotides. The record is from the annotation of a GenBank genome assembly. Lineage: Eukaryota; Metazoa; Rotifera; Eurotatoria; Adinetida; Adinetidae.